UUUUGCUGUGAGAAUUCCUAGUAACAGUUCACUAUGGGGGAUAUUUUAGCUCACGAAUCUGAAUUACUUGGACUAGUAAAAGAGUAUUUAGAUUUUGCUGAAUUUGAAGACACCUUGAAAACAUUUUCAAAAGAAUGCAAAGUAAAAGGAAAACCGUUGUGUAAAACAGCAGGUGGAUCUUUAAGGGACUCCAAAUCAUUGAUUAUUCAGAAGGAUCUCGUGGCUGCCUUUGAUGGUGGAGACCAGAAGGUGUUCUUCGAUUUGUGGGAGGAGCAUGUUCCCAGUUCCGUCCGAGAUGGUGACUCCCUUGCUCAGAAGCUGGAAUUCUAUCUUCACAUUCAUUUUGCCAUUUAUCUUCUGAAGUACUCUGUAGGGAGGCCGGACAAGCAGGAACUGGAUGAACGGAUUUCUUAUUUCAAAAACUACCUGGAGACGAAAGGGGCAGCGUUAAGCCAGACCACCGAGUUCCUUCCUUUCUAUGCCCUCCCUUUUGUGCCCAACCCCAUGGUACACCCCUCAUUCAAAGAGCUCUUCCAGGACUCUUGGACUCCAGAGUUAAAGUUGAAGCUGGAAAAGUUUCUGGCUUUAAUUUUUAAAGCAAACAACACGCCAAGGCUUUUGACAAUCUACAAGGAGAAUGGACAAAACAACAAAGAAAUGCUGCAGCAGCUCCACCAGCAGUUGGUCGAAGCCGAGCGUCGGUCAAUGACGUACCUGAAGCGGUACAAUAAGAUCCAGGCCGACUACCACAACCUCAUUGGAGUCACAGCCGAGCUGGUGGAUUCCCUGGAGGCCACAGUCAGUGGAAAGAUGAUCACCCCGGAGUACCUGCAGAGUGUCUGCAUCCGCCUCUUCAGUAACCAGAUGCGGCAGAGCCUGGCGCACAGCGUGGACUUCACGAGGCCUGGGACGGCCUCAACCAUGUUGCGAGCCUCCUUGGCACCCGUGAAACUGAAGGAUGUCCCGUUGCUGCCCUCCCUGGAUUAUGAGAAACUGAAGAAGGAUUUGAUCUGGGGGAGCGACCGCUUGAAAGCCUUCUUGUUGCAGGCUCUGCGCUGGCGCUUGACCACAUCCCAUCCUGGGGAGCAGAGGGAGACAGUUCUGCAGGCGUACAUCAGCAAUGACCUCCUGGACUGUCAUAGCCACAACCAGAGGAGCGUGCUGCAGUUGCUGCACUCCAAGAGCGAGGUGGUGCGGCAGUACAUGGCCAGGCUCGUCAACGCUUUGGCGUCACUAGCAGAAGGCCGCCUCUACCUGGCCCAGAACACUAAGGUGCUGCGGAUGCUGGAGGGAAGGCUGAAGGAGGAGGACAAGGACGUCAUCACCCGGGAAAAUAUUCUUGGGGCCCUGCAGAAGUUCAGUCUCAGGCGCCCACUGCAGACAGCGAUGAUUCGAGACGGCCUCAUCUUCUGGCUGAUUGACAUUCUGAAGGACCCGGAUUGCCUGUCUGACUACACACUGGAGUACGCCGUGGCUUUGCUCAUGAACCUCUGCCUCCGCAGCGCAGGGAAGAACAUGUGUGCCAAGGUGGCAGGCCUGGUGCUGAAAGUCCUUUCGGAUCUCCUUGGCCACGAAAAUCACGAGAUACAGCCAUAUGUGAACGGAGCUCUGUACAGUAUCCUUUCUAUUCCAUCCAUUCGUGAGGAGGCAAGAGCAAUGGGGAUGGAAGACAUCCUGCGCUGCUUCAUCAAAGAAGGCAAUGCUGAGAUGAUCCGCCAGAUAGAGUUCAUCAUCAAGCAGCUCAAUUCCGAAGAGCUGCUUGAUGGCGUUCUUGAGUCUGAUGAUGAUGAAGAUGAUGAUGAUGAAGAGGACCAUGACACCAUGGAAGCUGAUCUGGACAAAGACGAACUGAUCCAACCCCAGCUGGGAGAACUCUCAGGAGAGAAGCUUCUGACGACAGAGUACCUGGGAAUCAUGACCAACACCGGAAAGGCACGGCGGAGGGGGCUGGCCAGCGUGCAGUGGAGUGGGGAUGAGCCCCUGCGCCGGCCUGUCACCCCCAGUGGCCACAGGACCGGGUGCCCAGUGAUGGAAGAGCAUCUGGUUUCUCCGCAGAGUGGCCAACAGGCCAGAAAUGGCAGCCUGCAGGCCCUGUUCACCGCUCACCUGGCCAUCUGCAAGGAGGCCAAGCCUGAUGUCCCUGAGUGCCACACAACUUCUUCAUCAGCCACGGAUGACGGUGCAGGAGGGCAGCUGCCCGCUGGACCUCAGGAGGAGCCGCCCCUGUUCCCCACAGCGGCCCACAGCUGGCUGAAGGAUGUGUCCCAGGACCCUGGCAGCAGAGAGCCCGUCAGGGAGUUUGCAUCGACUUUUACCUGCAAGCCAAGGACCCCCGACACUCCAGAGACCCUCGAGCUGAACUCGCCCAAGGCAAAGGCAUCAGCCCUGACCCCCCAGUUCUCCUCGUGUGGCCCCCAGAAGGCCAGCCGCCCUGGCUCCACGGCUUCCUCCUCAAGGGGCCUGCACAGCAGCCAGUCCUACAGGAAGUGAGGAUGCUUCUCUCCCUGGGUGUCACUGUCCCGUUGCCUGAGGACCAGCCAGCUUCCCGUUCUCUGCCAGCCAGCAGCUGCAGGUGACAGAUGUGAAGAGACAGUUGACAACGAGACACUGAACGACUGGGGAGCUGGGGAGGGACCUGCCCGCCAGGCCAGCCAGGAGUCCGGUCGUGACUGCCCACCAUCUGGGCCCUUCUCAUCUAGGAGAGCCACAUGGGGAGGGCUGGGGAGCCUACUACUGCCCUCCCGGCAAGGGGACAUUUCCUGGUCACCUUCAUACUCACAGGAGGAGAGCCGUGGCCUUUGCCCUCGGGAGACCUUGGGCCCAGGUCCAGCCAGCAUCCCCAGCUCCCCAGCACCAGCUGGGCAGAAUUCGAGACCAAACCUGGGAGCCCUGCCAUCUCCCUGGCUCCCGAGGAGAUGCUGAGCCCACGAAAGCUCAGCCAGCCAGAGGGACUCUGCAGACUGCUGACCAGGGCUGCCCUGUGGAAGCCACUGUCCUCACUGGGACCAGCUGCGGAGGUCCUCAUCCUAAGGCACCUCAUUCUCAAGCCAGUGUCAGCCCCAGCAGCAGCCUGGGGACUCUGUUUGGGUCUUCAACUGAGAUACAGAAUGUGGAAUGCUCCGGCAGCUUCAGAGCAGCCCUCUGCUCCUACCCGGGUUCUUGGUUUUUUGGUUUUUAUUUUAUUUUUUGUGGUACUAGGGAUUGAA
Molecule: messenger RNA, 3206 nt
Organism: Marmota flaviventris (yellow-bellied marmot)
Lineage: Eukaryota; Metazoa; Chordata; Mammalia; Rodentia; Sciuridae
Gene: Armc9
Product: armadillo repeat containing 9
Biological process (GO): cilium assembly
Cellular component (GO): centriole; ciliary basal body; ciliary tip
Molecular function (GO): protein binding
Source: RefSeq, a predicted model, not a curated record